Messenger RNA from Zea mays, 3490 nucleotides. Its product is annotated as clathrin heavy chain 1. The transcript has 10 exons. Gene Ontology annotation, cellular component: plasmodesma; clathrin complex; Golgi apparatus. Gene Ontology annotation, biological process: intracellular protein transport; receptor-mediated endocytosis. Lineage: Eukaryota; Viridiplantae; Streptophyta; Magnoliopsida; Poales; Poaceae. Bases 2327 to 3166 code for a protein of 279 amino acids. The record is from RefSeq and is a predicted model, not a curated record. Gene Ontology annotation, molecular function: clathrin light chain binding.
CGCUCGCCCACCCUGCAACCCUAGCCUCACCUGCCUCCGCCGCCCGCCAUGGCCAGCCCUGGAAAUCUUGCCCGCGAGAUGCGCCGCCCUCUACCACGAAACCUCAUCGUCCCCUGCCCAAACGUCGUCCCUGUCCACAUCACCGCCCGCCCGCGAUUACCGUCGGAAAUCUCAUCGACGAGAUGCCCCUCCCCCAGCGCGCGCAACGGCCUCCGCUCGUGAUGGCCGGCGGCGAAGCGGACGACGAAAGAGGAGGAGGAGCAAGAGGCGGAGCGGUUUCCCACAUCGAGCUUGUGACCAUGGUGGAGACGUGGUGGUUCUAUAUAUGCCUCUAUCUACAAGGAUGUCCCCAUGAUGGUUAGCCUGUCUGGUCGGUUUCAUCUGGAGAGAGGCAUUGAAGAGCGCCUAGGCAAAGAGUUUAUGGAUAGAAUAAACAAAGAAGGCUACAUCGAUGUCACAAGCAAAUCAGGUAUGGGAACAUGUCUGACCUAUAUUGAACACUACGCUACACAAAUAAUAUCUUCUGCCUAUAGCUUAUUUACCUUUCAUGUGCAUCUAAUAAAUGCUUAUCUGUUGUGACCUAGGAAAGGUUUUGUAUAGAGUAAAGAGAGCUUGAUGGAAAGACUAAGCAAUGAUAUGCAUGCAACGAGCCUUUUCCAUCAGCAAAGAGUUCAGCUUAUCAGUAUUAGCUUAUUUAGGCAUAACUUUCCCCUCAUGCUAAUUACCAACCAAGCGUCCAAUUUAUAGCAGUACACCAUAUUGAUGCUAAUUAUUACCAGACUUUAUUCCCAGGUUCUUUACAAUUCAUGGUUCAGCUGACUUGAUCAUACGAGUGGAAGAUGCGUACGAGUUUGCAUGGCUUAUACCAAACUACAUGUUGCAUGUCAUCGAGGGAGCAAAUCACUGCUACACUGCUCACUGUAGAGAACAUUCUGAUGACGUAGUAGAAGCCAUCACAUCCAGUGAGGAAUGCUAUGGCUUAAUGCCCUAAUCUUUAUAUUCCUCUUCUUAUAUCUGCACUUCCAUGGACACUAGGUGACACUAAAUUCACAAGAUGUCUUCAUUGAUAUAAGAAACCCUGAUGCACAAAACUUGGAACUCGAUAGAUAUUUGUGCUCUAAUUUUAUUAUUGCAUUUACAUUUUUUGGUUAUAGUAUUAACGUCUAAUAUCAAAGGACUGCUAUUGUGGGGGGCUCUAAUGGCAUUUCUUAUAUUGACAACAUGUCUUCAGUGAUAUCUCAAAGUAGUGCAAAGGGAGAGUUACCAAGUUGAUCAGUUUUUUUCUAGAAAUUUCACUACAGCCGGUUAUAGCUGCCAAUGAACGUGCAUUUAGAUUCAAGAAAUGGAGGUGAUACUUCGAAUGAGGCCCAUAAAAGGAAUUCUAUAGAUGGCAACAAUAAACAAACAAGUGAAUUGGAUGCAUUCAUCUACAAGAGUCUUGAGGGCAUCCAAGAUCAAGAAUUCUGUAAUGUAUUUUAGUUGCCUCCUGAAAAGGCUAUUAUUCUUUUACUACCAUAAUGUAUUGUUUUGUUGUAGGAAAUGGGAAAAUUUCCAACAACUUUUAUCUAUUUGUUGCAUUGUGCCUAUUCGAUUGUUAGCCAAUCAAUCUGUUGAGAAACCCGACAUACGAUCCAGGCUUGCAGUCGACCAUAUAAGUUGUACAUCAUUAGUGGGGGCACAUUCUGUUACUCCAUUUCUCUUGUGCAUCAGGGUUUCUUAUAUGGCUGUUGUUGCUGAUUUCAGUCACCUUCACCUUCUCACAGGCGGUUUCUUAUAUGGCUGUUGUUGCUGAUUUCAGUCACCUUCACCUUCUCACAGGAUGCUGCUCAGCUAGGCAGAUUCACCUUCACCUUCUGUUACUCAAUUUCUGCUUGCCUUCAUUAUUACUCAUACUCUUUUUUGUUUUUUAUUUAAAUACUUAUAAAUAAGCAGUACAUAUGUGAGUAUAAAGCAGGGAUACUCAUAAAUAAGCAGUACAUCGAUAGUUAUGUGGUACAACAUAAAAAUAUAAUUAUGUAGUACUAAGUCAUGAAAAAAUAAUCCCAACUCCAAGGAUGUUACCGAUGAUAUUUUCUUUGUUGCUGCAAUUUAUAUUAUGACAUAUUAUCUUGAAGUAUAAAGCAGGGAUAUUGGUUUCUUCUCUUGAAUACAAAUGGGCUAUAGUUGAUAAAAUUGAUUAACUGAUUUGUGACUAUGAAGCUGACUGAUUUGUGUUUCCUUGUUUUGUUGGCUUCACGGAGUGUCCUUUUGAUCUUAAAGAAGCAAUAUCAAGUAUCUGUUUUGCUGCUCCAAGAUGUGCAGAUCUACUAAAACUGUUACAACUUAAAUGAUCUUUGCAACUAAAUAUGGGAAGGAAUUUGUUGCUGCAGCUUCAGAGUUGAUGCCUGAUUGCAGGGUCAAUCGUCAGGCUGGUCAGUUGCAUCUUGUGAAACCAUAUAUGGUUGCAGUUCAGAGUAACAAUGUCUCUGCCGUGAAUGAAGCCUUGAAUGAACUUUAUGUCGAAGAUGAGGACUACGAGAGACUCCGUGAAUCAGUUGACAUGCAUGACAACUUUGACCAGAUUGGUCUUGCCCAGAAGCUUGAGAAGCAUGAAUUGCUGGAGAUGAGGAGGAUCGCCGCCUACAUUUACAAGAAGGCUGGCAGGUGGAAGCAGUCGAUUGCUCUAUCGAAGAAAGACAACAUGUACAAGGACUGCAUGGAGACAUGCUCACAAUCUGGCGACCGUGAACUGUCAGAGGACUUGCUCGUGUAUUUCAUUAAGCAGGGUAAGAAAGAAUGUUUUGCUUCUUGCCUCUUCAUUUGCUACGACCUGAUCCGGCCGGAUGUCGCUCUUGAGCUUGCAUGGAUGAACAACAUGGUGGACUUUGCCUUCCCGUACCUGUUACAGUUCAUUCGUGAAUACACUAGCAAGGUGGAUGAUUUAGUGAAGGACAAGAUCGAGUCGCAGAAGGAAGAAAGAGCUAAGGAGAAGGAGGAGAAAGACCUUGCGACUCAGCAGAACAUGUAUGCACAGCUGCUUCCUCUCGCUUUGCCAGCGCCGCCAAUGCCUGGCAUGGGUGGCCCUCCACCUCCGAUGGGUGGAAUGGGCAUGCCUCCCAUGGCCGGGAUGGGUAUGCCGCCGAUGGGCCCUGGUCCGAUGCCAGCAUUCGGAAUGGGAGGCUACUGAAUUGUGGUUUUGCAGGGAGCUUAGAUGAUGAUGUGAAUUGUUCCAUUGCAAGCAUAAGUGGAACCUCAUUGGAGCUGUACAUGGUUUACAGUUUGGGAAAUCAAUAUUCUUUAUUGUACCAGGAAAUUUUUUUUGGGUGAGUCAGUGAAAUCAGCCUGACCCAUAGUUUGAGAAGCGGAACCUAUGAUAUGUUUUACAAUGGGAUCGGAAAUAGGAUGAUUAGGUUGUUUCAGCAUGAGCUAUUGAAAGCUGGUACCAUGUGUAUGUAUAGUGGUGUGAUAAAAUCUUUUGCGUGUCGAUAGACAAAUGUAUGUUUCUUUGUUA